CCUUGUUACGGGUGAUUCUAUCUAAGUUGACGUUUUAGCAGUCGUCGCUGCCAGCCUAGUCUACCAUAACGUAAUCGAGAUUUUCGCUAUUCACACAAUCCCUUCACACUCUUAAUUUACGCUUUCUGUUCAGCUUCGUUGUGCGGUACAUUUUCUUUGUCCCUUCCCUUCUCCUCUCGACGCAGGACACUAUGGCCGUCACCGUCAAACUAAUGGCUCUCAUUGUUUCCUUUUUCGGCCUCUUGUCUUUCAUUUUGGGAGUCAUAGCCGAGAACAAAAAGCCUCCUGCUGGAAUGCCCGUGCCCGUCAAGGAUGGUGUGACAUGCAAGUUCUCAGCCGAUCUAACACUUGCAUUGGGGUAUCUUUCUGUAAUUUUUCUUAUUGCUUCCACAGUGGUUGGAUAUCUCUCUCUGUUUUACCCUUACAAAGGGAAAGCUGUUCCACAAAGAGUUCUCUUUAAAAGCACGACUUUCAUGGUUUUCUUCAAUGUUGCAUUGUUUUCGACUGGACUAGCUCUAACUAUGCUGUUAUGGCCAACAAUCACUGAACACCUUCACCUUAAACGCAAUGUGCAUCAUGAUCUCACAUAUACAUGCCCCACUGCUAAAACUGGUCUGCUUGGAGGUGGUGCCUUUUUAUCCCUUGAUUCAUCCCUCUUUUGGUUAGUUGCACUUAUGCUGGCUGACAAUGCUCGGGAGGAUUUUUUGGAUGAAGACAAAGAUGUUGAACUUCCCUCACAUGUUAAUCAUGCAGAUAUGAUCAUAUAGCAGUGAAUUUGAAGAGGCGUCUCCAAAUAUACCAUCUAGCGUGAAAGAAAGGUAUGUUUAUGCAGGUUUAUCUCUGGAACUAUAUACCAAGUGAUGUUGAAAGUCUACAUAUAAAACGACAAUAAAGUUGUAGUAGGACCUGUAGGAACUCUGAAAAUGCAAUUAAAGAUUAGUUUUUCUUUUGAGUUAUUCGAGACAUAUGUUGCAGAUUUGUUUAUAUGAAAUUUGAUUUCUAUUUCUCCAUUGGACAAACUUAGUUAUUCUUUUUUAUUUGAAAAUGAGAAACUUAGUCUCUUUUAUAAUUCAAA
Glycine soja is the source of this 1075-nucleotide messenger RNA. RefSeq lists its product as uncharacterized. Bases 192 to 767 code for a protein of 191 amino acids. The record is from RefSeq and is a predicted model, not a curated record. NCBI's taxonomy places the organism in Eukaryota, Viridiplantae, Streptophyta, Magnoliopsida, Fabales, Fabaceae. The transcript has 5 exons.